AUGGGUGAUGUUAAACAAGGCAACAAAUUUGCCAUUCAUGAUGCUAUUAAAGAAGGAAAUACUUUAUUAGCCAAGAAAUUAAUUGAUGCACAACCUACGAAUCAAUUAUAUAUAUCAGAUGAUGAUGAAAGAACUCCAUUACAUUGGGCAGUUUCAUUUAAUAAUCUGGACUUGGUCCAAUAUAUCUUACUGAAAACUCCUAAUGAUUUAGAUAUUGAUGAAUAUGUUGAUGGUAGUGGAUGGACACCAUUACACAUUGCUGCCUCAUUAGGUAAUUCUACCAUAUUCAAUCAAUUAAUGAGAAGAGCAACCACCACUACCACUAACAAUAAUACUUCUGAACCAGAACUUGAUGUUAAUUUACAAACUAAUUCUGGAACUACUUGUUUACAUUUAGCAAUUAGUAAGAAUAAUUAUGAUAUAGUCAAAGAAUUAAUUGAGACCUAUAAAGCCAAUUGUCGAAUCAAAGAUAAAAAGGGUUAUACACCAUUACAUCGAGCUGCAAGUAUUGGAUCAAUACCAAUAAUUAAAUUAUUAGUAGAUAAGGGGAAAAUCAAUAUUAAUGCUCAAGAUAAUGAUGGAUGGACUAGUUUACAUCAUGCAUUGGCUGAAGGACAUGGUGAUGUUGCGGUACUAUUGGUUAAAUUGGGAGCUGAUCCAAAUAUUGUUAAUAAUGAUGGUGAAACUCCGGUGAAAGUGGCAGUUGAUGAUAAAGUGGCUAAAUAUUUUACUGAAAAUAUAUAA
Messenger RNA from Candida dubliniensis CD36, 744 nucleotides. RefSeq lists its product as uncharacterized. The record is from RefSeq and is a predicted model, not a curated record. The transcript has a single exon. The coding region runs from base 1 to 744 and encodes 247 amino acids. NCBI's taxonomy places the organism in Eukaryota, Fungi, Ascomycota, Pichiomycetes, Serinales, Debaryomycetaceae. Gene Ontology annotation, molecular function: protein binding.